Messenger RNA from Bombina bombina (fire-bellied toad), 2828 nucleotides. It is a transcript of the gene TFIP11, whose product is annotated as tuftelin interacting protein 11. Gene Ontology annotation, molecular function: nucleic acid binding. The transcript has 13 exons. Bases 139 to 2613 code for a protein of 824 amino acids. The record is from RefSeq and is a predicted model, not a curated record. Gene Ontology annotation, cellular component: U2-type post-mRNA release spliceosomal complex. Lineage: Eukaryota; Metazoa; Chordata; Amphibia; Anura; Bombinatoridae. Gene Ontology annotation, biological process: spliceosomal complex disassembly.
GAACUACAUCUCCCUGCAUGCUUAGCGCACUCAGCGCACACAUGACGUCACGCUAGGGGCGGAGUCUGCAGUGUCACUUCCGGCAUGCCGCUGUGAUCCAAACACCGAGAGCAACUAAAGCUGCAGAGACCGGUCACUAUGUCUAUGUCACACCUGUACGGCAAGGAUGAAGACAGCGAUGGGGUUGAGAUGGAGAGCUUUGAGAUCACAGACUGGGAUAUUCAGAAUGAAUUUAACCCCAACCGGCGGCGGCAUUGGCAGACCAAAGAGGAGGCAACAUAUGGCAUGUGGGCAGAACAGGACUCUGACGAUGAGCGGCCAAGCUUCGGAGGGAAACGGUCAAAAGACUACACUGCGCCUGUAAAUUUUAUAAGUGCUGGAAUCCGUAAGCCGGCAGGAGAAGAAAAAUCUGAUGAUGACUCAGAGGAUGAAGCCCCAAUAAAAAGCAAACUUCCCAAGGAAACCGAGACAAGGAAGCUUAAAACGGGUGGAAAUUUUAAACCUUCCCAGAGAAAAUUUGCUGGUGGAAUAAAUCCAAAUGCUGAUAUUGGCAACUGGGAGCGACACACCAAAGGAAUUGGUCAGAAACUCCUUCAGAAAAUGGGUUAUGUGCCUGGGAAAGGUCUGGGGAAGAAUGCUCAAGGUAUUAUCACCCCGAUUGAGGCCAAACAAAGGAAAGGCAAAGGAGCAGUGGGGGCUUAUGGUUCAGAGAGGACCAAACAGUCACUGGUAGAUUUCCCUGUUGUGGAUUCUGAAGAGCAAGAGGGUGAAAAGGAUUCCCAAAAGGAGCAAAGCCAAUGGCGGAAAGACUCCAGCGGCACAAAGAAAAAGCCCAAAUAUUCUUACAAGACUGUAGAGGAACUAAAAGCUAAAGGGAAAGGGGGAAAACCCAUAAGUGCACCACAGAAGGAAAUUUCCCAAGUCAAGGUGAUUGAUAUGACUGGCCGCGAGCAGAAGGUUUAUUACAGCUAUAGUCAGAUGUCUCACAAGCACAACAUUCCAGGUGACCCAGCACCAGGGGAAAAGGAGGAGAAGCCUCAGGGGUUUGUGCUGCCGGAGCUUGAGCACAACCUGCAGCUGCUUAUUGACAUGACCGAGCAAGAAAUCAUUCAGAAUGACCGUCAGCUGCAGUAUGAGAAAGAUAUGGUAGUGACCCUGACUCAUGAACUGGAGAAACUGUCUGAGGUGCUAGAGCAGGAGGAGAAGGCCAUACGCAACCUGAGCCGAAUGCUGGAGACUGUGGAGGAGUGUGAGAGGAGGAUUCAGCCGGGGUGCGACAACCCUCUGACGCUAGACGAAUGCGCACAAAUAUUUGAGACCCUACAAGACAAAUACUACGAGGAAUACAAGAUGUCUGCCAAGGCUGAUAUGUCUGUUGCCAUUGUAUACCCUCUAAUGAAAGAGUACUUCAAAGACUGGAACCCUCUGAGGGACCCUUUGUAUGGCAUUGAUGUCAUGACAAAGUGGAAGAUUCUGCUUGAGGAGGGACACCUGUCCCACAGUGCACAGGACGCAGCCUUGGAUCCAUAUCACAGACUGCUGUGGGAAAUGUUGCUCCCAGCCCUAAAAAAUACUAUCUCCCAGUGGCAGCCCAGGAAUUGCACUCCCAUGGUCGAUUUUCUGGACUGCUGGGUGCACCUGCUUCCCAUCUGGAUACUGGACAACAUACUGGAUCAGCUCAUAUUCCCCAAAUUACAGACUGAGGUUGAGAACUGGAAUCCUUUGACGGACACAGUUCCCAUCCAUUCAUGGAUACACCCCUGGCUCCCCCUCAUGCACACCCGUUUGGACCCGCUUUACUCUCCUAUCAGGAACAAGCUGGCCAGUGCCUUGCAGAAAUGGCACCCAAGUGAUUCCUCAGCCAAACUGAUCCUGCAGCCCUGGAAGGAGGUGUUCACCCCUGGCUCCUGGGAGGCAUUUAUGGUGAAGAACAUUGUACCCAAGCUAGCACUGUGCCUCGGAGAGUUUGUGAUUAACCCCCACCAGCAGCACAUGGACGUCUUUCACUGGUUGAUGGAUUGGGAGGGGAUGAUCUCUGUGUCCAGCCUAGUGAGUCUUCUGGACAAACAGUUCUUCCCAAAGUGGCUGCAGGUCCUGUGCUCCUGGCUCAGUAACAGCCCUAAUUAUGAAGAGAUCACCAAGUGGUAUCUGGGAUGGAAGACCAUGUUCUCAGACCAUAUACUAGCCCAUCCAGCCAUCAAAGAGAAGUUCAACGAAGCUCUGGACAUCAUGAAUAGAGCAGUGUCAUCUGGAGUGGGUGUAUACAUGCAGCCUGGUGCGCGGGAGAGCAUUGCCUAUCUGACCCAGACUGAACGGAGAAAAGAUUUUCAAUACGAGGCCAUGCAGGAGCGACGUGAUGCUGAGAGUAUUGCACAGAGAGGCAUUGGGGUGACCACGGCUGCUGUGCCCAUGAACUUCAAGGACUUGAUCCAGUCUAAGGCUGAGGAGCACAAUAUUGUAUUUAUGCCAUUGAUUGGCAAGCGCCAUGAAGGGAAGCAGCUGUACAAUUUCAACCGCAUUGUGAUUUUCAUUGACCGAGGAGUGGUGUUUGUACAAGGAGAGAAGACAUGGGUGCCCACCUCAUUGCAGAGUCUUAUAGACAUGGCCAAAUAGGAUAUGCACUGUGUAUAUCAAUAAUUUGGUGUCACAUUACAGAAGGUCUCCACGAACAAUAAAUGUUUUUAUAUGCACUGUAUAUAUCCGCAAUUAAAUGCCACAUUACAAAAGGUCUCCACGAACAAUAAAUAUUUUUAUAUGCACUGUAUAUAUCGGCAAAUAAAUGCCCCAUUACAAAAGUUCUCCACAAACAAUAAAUGUUUUUUUUUAUA